This is a messenger RNA of Salvia splendens (bonfire salvia), 1836 nucleotides long. RefSeq lists its product as uncharacterized. The transcript has a single exon. The coding region runs from base 1 to 1836 and encodes 611 amino acids. The record is from RefSeq and is a predicted model, not a curated record. Lineage: Eukaryota; Viridiplantae; Streptophyta; Magnoliopsida; Lamiales; Lamiaceae.
AUGCAACAGCCGCGAUUUGAUGGUACUGAUGCGGCUAAUUGGAUUGCACGGGUCCAGUAUUAUUUUGAACACUUAUUGAUGUCAGAGGACCACAGAUUGCAUUAUGUGGUGAUGUUGUUCGAUCCGCCCGCUUCGGAAUGGGUCUUCAACUAUCGCGCAAACAACCCGCAUGCCCAAUGGAAGGAAUUUUUGGAGGAUGUGCGUCGGCGUUUCGACCCCCAGUAUUUUCAGAAUUUCAUUGGCCUCAUUGCGAAGUUGUGCCAGUCGGGAUCGCUGGCUGAGUACCACACGGCGUUUGAGACGAUGCUCAAUCGUGUACGUGGGUUUCCGGAAUAUAUUUUGCUGCCUAUCUACGUGGAGGGCCUUCAGCAGCCGGUGAAGAACCAGGUUAAACACCAGAACCCGCCCUCCGUGGCGGCGGCAAUGGCUUUGGCAACUGAAUAUGACGCAACGGUGGAGCGGCCGACGGCACCAGCAGGGGGGCAGCGCCGGGCCUGGCAGAACCGCGACCAGCGGCAGUUCACAACCCAGCAACAGCAGCUGGCGUUGCUGGUGCAACCUCUGAAUCGUCCAGCCCAAUCGAAGGGGCAGGAAUACUCCAAGAUGCCGGUGGUGCGGUUGACGGCAGCGGAGUGUGCGGAGCGCUCUAAGCUGGGGCUUUGUUGGUGGUGCCCGGAGAAGUGGGUUGCGAGCCACUCUUGUCGGGGCAGGUUUCUGGUUAACAUAGGAGCUGAUAUGGACUCGGAUGAGGAUGACGAUGAUCAGGAUGGGCAGGGAGAGACGCCGGUUAUCUCCGCGGAUCUGUCCCACAUUUACGCCCUUGAUGGCAGACAGCGAGAGGAGGAUAUUGAACUGAGAGGGGUGAUCGGCGACUUAUCUCUGCGCAUUCUAGUGGAUACGGGGAGCUCCCACAACUUCUUGCAUCCUACGGUGGCGGAAAAAUUAGCUUUACCACUGCAGCAGAUCCGACCUUUUCGCGUGUACGUCGGUAACGAUGCGUCAUUACUUUGCACUCAUGCGUCCGUACAAACUCGGGUGGUAAUUCAAAAGCAUAUUUUUCUGGUUGACUUACACAUUCUUCAUGUGCAUGGUCCCGAGGUGAUAUUGGGAAAGAUUUGGCUUAAACAGAUGCGCAGAGUGACCAGCGAUUAUAUCGAGGGGACGUUGGAAUUCUUGCGGAAUGGGCGACACGUCUGCCUUAAGCUCGUUCCGCCGUCAGCAGAGGAGGUGUCGCUGAAAACAUUUGCAUCCCUCCUCCCUCUGCUGGGUCAAACGGAGUUGUUUGAAUUGGUCCAACUGCCGGCAGAAGGUCCCCGAGAGGGGUCGGCGGUAGAGGCGUUGGUAUUUCCGCCUGAGCUGCCAGACGAGAUCCGUAGCGUGCUUGAAUCCCACAAGGAAGUUUUUGGGCUUCCGUCGGGAGUUCCCCCUAUUCGGCAAUUCGACCACAAGAUCCACCUAUUGUCGAAUGCGAAACCGGUAAACGCACGGCCGUACAGAUACCCCUACUUCCAGAAGAAUGAGAUCGAGAAGCAGGUGAAAGAGAUGUUGGAAUCAGGCAUCAUUCGACCGAGUCAGAGUCCGUUCUCGUCGCCGGUACUACUCAUCAGAAAGAAGGACAGCUCCUUCCGUUUCUGUAUUGACUACAGAGCCCUGAAUGCGGUCACCGUCCCGGAUCAUUUCCCGAUUCCGACGAUAGAUGAAUUGUUCGACGAGCUGGGCGCGGCACGAUUCUUCACAAAGUUGGACUUACGUUCGGGGUAUCACCAGAUUCGAAUGACCGAGGAAGACAUAUUCAAGACUGCGUUUAGGACUCAUGACGGGCACUUUGAGUUCUAG